AUGAGAGCCUUCCAGCUGCUGGCCCUCUUGGCCAGCUCGGCCUGGCUCCUGGUGAGCGGGCAAGGCGCCGGUGUGUGCAGCCCCCAAGACCGCACGUACAGCACCGAGACCAUGCCCGCGGGCAGCCACCAGCCAUUCGACAACCUGAACCCCUUGGUAGGGCCGUUCAAGACGAAGUUCUAUGUUACCGUGGUGAACCUCACCCCGCACCGCUUCAGGCUGGACGGCACCCAUUCGUACCAGAUGGACACGUUCGACUUCGGCGACGUGCCACAAGGCCGUGCCCGGCAGAACGCGGUCAAGUACCGAGGGACGUGGUCCACAGGGGACGACGCCGGCGAGGCGUACUACCGCAUCGACGGCACGGACAAGAAGUUCGCCCUGCGGGUGAAGUCCUACGUCCCGGGGUCCAACCCGCGCCGAGUCGUGUUGGACCUCAGCGGCAUGGGCCUCGGCCAGCGCGAGUACGUGUUCCCGGGCGGGGAGGCAUCGGUGUCUCUCGUCAUCACGGGCAGCAGCAAGUUCGGCUUCCAGGCGUCUCUGCGGCACGGCGCCGGCAACUGGAUGCGGAACAUGUACGACGUGAUCGGCAGCCGCAGAGUCCGGCACCUCAUCAUGCCCGGCACGCACGACGCAGGCAUGAGCAAGAUCAGCGACAUGAUCGACAGCAUCGGCAGCGCCCCCAACACGCAGACGCAGGGCAUCAACAUCUACAACCAGCUCCGCGCCGGGUCCCGCUGGUUCGACCUCCGCAUCGGCUCCGUCCAUGCCAACGACAACGCGGCACAGAACAACGGCUUCUGGGUCAUGCACGUCAACGACGAGAUGGGCACCAUCGCCAUUGGCAACACGGGCGAGUCCCUGGAUGAGGUCAUCAGCGAGAUUAACCAGUUCACGGGCGAGAACCCGGGCGAGAUCAUCUUCCUUCCGCUGCGCUAUCUCGUGGGAAGGUACGAGUUCCCGGACCGCGGACCGAUCCUGUGGAACUCGGCCAUUGUGAACGACUUCUUCGCGAAGCUCCGCGGCCUCAACAACCGCUGCCCGAACCUGGACACCAGCACGGGCUUCCAGAACCAGAAGGCGUCCUACUUCAUGGACCAGAACGGAGGCAGGGGCUGCGUCAUCCCGCUGCUCAACGGCCAUCUCCAGGGCGGCGUGCCGACCGAGUCCCCCGCCGACGGCAUCUACAGCAUCAGCCGCAUGAACAUCCAGGACCACUGGUCCAACAAGAUGAAGGCCGAGGAGAUGGCGCCGGACCAGGUCAGCAACUGGCGGGCGGGCACGCGCGGCGGGGCGUCCGACUACGGCAGCCUCAUGAUCGCGCAGUGGCUGGUGACGCCCGACGCGGUCGCCUCGACGGCCUACUCGCUGCAGGCCUUUGCCAUUCAACCGACGAACCCGUCGCUGUACUGGGCCGGCGUCAACGCCAUCGACCCGGAGCACUGGCCCAACGUGAUCCUGGUCGACUACAUCGGCGUGCAGCAGCAGGAUCAGUUCGCGUGGGACCAGCUCAGCGCGGAGUUGUAUACCUUGGCGGUGGGCAUGAACAUGUACAUGGCGAGCGAGAACUGCGGUGUCAACACGCAGCGCUCUCCGCUGCUCAGGAGGGGCGACAUCUCGGCCGAGGGGCGCCGGGAGACGCCGUGGAAUGGCAUCAUCUUUGCCAAUGGGACGGUCCUCGACAAUCCUCCGCCGGCCCUCCAUCCUGGUCGCACUGAGAUCUUGAGGAACGGGACGGUGUUUGGCAACGGCACAGUCUUGGAACAGAGUAUCCCGAAUCCUUGGUUGUAG
Messenger RNA from Chaetomium strumarium, 1791 nucleotides. Its product is annotated as PLC-like phosphodiesterase. NCBI's taxonomy places the organism in Eukaryota, Fungi, Ascomycota, Sordariomycetes, Sordariales, Chaetomiaceae. Gene Ontology annotation, molecular function: phosphoric diester hydrolase activity. The transcript has a single exon. The record is from RefSeq and is a predicted model, not a curated record. Gene Ontology annotation, biological process: lipid metabolic process. Bases 1 to 1791 code for a protein of 596 amino acids.